Erpetoichthys calabaricus (reedfish) is the source of this 2332-nucleotide messenger RNA. Its product is annotated as regulator of G-protein signaling 9-binding protein. Gene Ontology annotation, cellular component: photoreceptor outer segment; neuron projection. The transcript has a single exon. Bases 522 to 1238 code for a protein of 238 amino acids. The record is from RefSeq and is a predicted model, not a curated record. Gene Ontology annotation, biological process: G protein-coupled receptor signaling pathway; detection of light stimulus involved in visual perception. NCBI's taxonomy places the organism in Eukaryota, Metazoa, Chordata, Cladistia, Polypteriformes, Polypteridae.
CCGCAGGUUUUAGUGCUAUUUAAAUAGAGGAUCAGCUCGUUGAGUUGGAUUUUACUGUAACAGGAGAAAUGACAAGAGUGUUAAUAUAUACGGCAGAAUUUUAACUUUUCAUAAUUAGCCUGGGUGACUAAUGCAAUAAUACAUGAUCGACGUAUCUGAUAUUAUUCGAAAGAGCACAUGCUUCUGGAAUUGGGUGUUAUUUAGUUCGGCUCGUCAAUCUAAUGCGCAGAGCCUCUUGUGCUUGGCAAGCUGUUUUUACCUAAACCGUAUACCAUGUAAUGAAACAUUAUCAAAGGCAUUUACUCAGGAUGGGACUAAGCUUUCGUCUCAAAACCUGAUUAUAAUCUGUUUCGAUAUGCUUCCUGAGGUAGAGCAAAUCCGACGAUAUCGACGAGAGGGACUUUGGAGCUGUGUUCAGCUUUAAAAUAAACUCCGUUACUGAAAGACCUGUUGUAUGAGACGUCCCUCACAUUGUAAAGACUGCCAGGCCUGUCCAAGAGAGGCCGGGAUACGUUAUUAAUAUGGGGAAGGAAGAAUGCAGAGCGCUCCUGGAGGCAUUAAACAAAGUGGCUGCUUGUUACCGGCAUUUGGUUGUAACCAUCGGAGGAACGUCUGAUUCGCAGAACUUGAGAGAAGAGCUAAAGAAAACUAGGAAAAAGGCACAGGACUUGGCAGUAGCAAACCGGAAUAAACUCACUGUGUUCCUGAAAGAUAAAACCAUUAGCAAGGACGAUCGGGUCGAAUAUGAGAGGUUAUGGGUUAUUUUUACAACGUGCAUGGAAAUCCUGGAGGUAGACAUGAGAAAGGCAUUGGAGAUGGGACAGGAGUUCCAGCUGAAUGCACCCAAAAGGAAUCUCAUUCAGACAGGUAUGAGUGGCGGGACAACUGGUGUGGCUGCCAGGGCUAUGAGCGCUCAGAAUAUGAAAUACGAAGCAGACAGCAACAUCGACGUUGUUGAUUUGAAAGACUUAGAGAAUGAGAUAAACCAGGUGGGCGAAAUGAUGAUGGAGAUGGAGAUGAAGGUGAACGUUCCUAACUGGACAGUGGAAGCAAAACAGGACCCCGGUGCUGAGCUGCAGUCCACUAUUAGUGUCGGCGCUUCAUCUGUCGGCAUGAUCUCUUUAAACGAGCAAAAUAAGUCCGUCUGCGAUAUAACUCGCCUUCUGGCUGGUAUCAUAUUCACGGCCGUCCUGAUCAUCGCUGUAGUUUUAGCAGUUCUAGUUAUACAGCUAUCCUGAACUCCUAAAUAUAUUUGAACUCUCUCAGUGUUUACAGUGUCACGGAUUAUAAAAUGUUAUUGUCCUUUGACCUUUCAGGGGCUAGCUACUUUUGCCCAUUUUUACAUUUAUAACACAAAGAUCAUCUUUGUCUGAUUCGUGUACAUGACAGAAGUUGUUUUUAUCUGGUGAAUGCGCCUGCAGCAAGACAGUCUAUUUUUUCUUCAGAUUAAGAAGAAAAUAUACAAGGAAACAGAAAGCGAAUGAAGCAUGCUUUGGACAGAUACUGUACAUUAUACUAGCGUAAAGGAUUGAUGCUUUUUAAACACGACAGCGAUACGAUAGGGGAGUGACUUUUAACAAUGGUAAGACUAGGAUGGUCUUUCCGAUCACUUCUGGUUAUAUAGUUUCGCCAGUUACGGGAGCCAACCGUAGAAAAUGGCUGUCAGGCGCUGAAAUGUUUGUCUUGUUUGUGAUUUACCCCCGCCUUUUUAAAAAUGCUUUACGAUCCAUUAUAAACAACGGACAGAUGUGUCGGGAUUUACGUCGGGAUAAAGACGAAGAACACAUAUCCCUAGAGAUUAAGGAAGGUUUAUUGCUAAAAAUAGACAAUUUCUGAUUUGUGUUUUUCUUCUUUCAUUCCUGACGUUCACUUGUUAUGUAAACGAUAGGUUGAGAUACCUGUUAACUCAGCUGCCAUAAGGUCUUAUUUUACUUCUUUAAAGGGUUUCGCGUGGUUACAGCACAUCUGUAAAUGUCAGACCCUCCCCCCCCCGUCAAUCUUUCCUUUUUAACACCUUCGUUUGGUUUCUCUUUUUUUGUAUUUGUCCAGUUGACGCUAAUGUAAAUUAUCUGAAAUGUAGUGUGUGAAAAAAACCUUAGUCCAUCUGUCCAUUGCACAACCCGUACCUUUAUAAAGCUUGUAUACGUUUGUUUGCAGUGAUGUGCUCAAGUCGUACUAGGUGCAUCCUAAUUGUUUCAGUCAGGGGAAUGUGGAAAGGUGGAAAACACUUGUAAUUUUUUUUUAUUCUCUUUCGCAAUUUUUGCAGUAUGCAGUCAUGCCUGGUUAAUGUAAACAUUUCGGUCAUUUAUGAAAAUAAACAAAUGGUAAUUGA